Molecule: messenger RNA, 1755 nt
Organism: Colius striatus (speckled mousebird)
Lineage: Eukaryota; Metazoa; Chordata; Aves; Coliiformes; Coliidae
Product: cytochrome P450 26C1
Exons: 6
Coding region: 1-1755 (584 amino acids)
Biological process (GO): sterol metabolic process
Molecular function (GO): iron ion binding; monooxygenase activity; heme binding
Source: RefSeq, a predicted model, not a curated record
AUGCCGGCGGGGCAGUCCUGGCCCGAAGCGGCAGCCCUGGGGCUGCUGGUCCUGGCGCUGCUGGUCUCCCUGGGGCGGCACCUAUGGGCGCUGCGCUGGAGCCUCAGCCGCGACCGCGCCAGCGCCCUGCCCCUGCCCAAGGGCUCCAUGGGCUGGCCCUUCUUCGGGGAGACCCUGCACUGGCUGCUCCAGGGCUCGCGCUUCCACAGCUCCCGGCGGGAGAGGUACGGGAACGUCUUCAAGACCCACCUCUUGGGCCGGCCAGUGGUGCGGGUGACGGGCGCUGAGAACAUCCGCAAGAUCCUGCUGGGCGAGCACAUGCUGGUCAGCACACAGUGGCCUCAGAGCACCCAGAUCAUCCUGGGCUCCCACACCCUGCUCAGCUCCGUUGGUGACCUGCACCGCCAGCGCCGCAAGAUCCUGGCCAGAGUAUUCAGCCACGCUGCCCUGGAGAGCUACCUGCCACGUAUCCAGAAGGUUGUGAGCUGGGAGCUGCGGGGCUGGUGCAUGGAGCCAGGCUCCAUCGCAGUUUAUUCCUCCACUAAAACCUUAACUUUCCGCAUUGCAGCUCAGAUUCUGCUGGGGCUCCGCCUGGAGGAAAAGCAGUUCAAGGACCUGGCCAAAACUUUUGAUCAGCUGGUGGAGAACCUCUUCUCCCUGCCCCUCAACAUACCCUUCAGCGGGCUGCGCAAGGGAAUCAAAGCACGAGACAUGCUACAUGAGUUUAUGGAGAAGGCUAUACAAGAAAAACUGCAGAGAAACAACCCAGAACAUCACAGCGAUGCUCUGGAUUUCAUAAUAAACAGUGCCAAGGAACAUGGCAAAGAAUUCACCAUGCAGGAGCUAAAGGAGUCCGCGAUUGAGCUCAUAUUUGCUGCUUUUUUCACCACGGCUAGUGCCAGCACCUCUCUGAUCCUCCUGCUACUGAAGCAUCCCUCAGUGAUUGAAAAAAUAAGGCAGGAGCUAAUGUCCCAUGAGCUGUACCAGCAGUGUGAGCACUGCCCUGUGGGACCCUGCCCAGACUCCCCGACAGCCCAGAGCAGGGACAAUGCAAAGCCACUUCUCUGCCCCACAGCCAAAGAUGCUUGUGAGGACCAGAGCCAGCCCCCGGGCCCAACGGCAACAGGUCCUCCUCAGCCCUGCACUGCACCAGAGCCCACCCUCCCCCAGAGCAGUCCUUGUCCUGGCCCCCAGCUCAGGGCACCAUCUGGGCAGAGCUGUCGCUGCCCUUCAGACAUCAGCCUGGAGAAGCUGAGCUGCCUGCGGUACCUGGACUGCGUGAUUAAGGAGGUGCUGCGAGUGCUGCCUCCCGUCUCCGGAGGCUACAGGACAGCCCUGCAGACAUUUGAGCUGGAUGGCUACCAGAUCCCCAAGGGCUGGAGCGUCAUGUACAGCAUCCGUGACACACAUGAGACAGCCGCUGUCUACCAGAGCCCUCCCGGUAGCUUUGACCCCGACCGAUUCAGCACCGCCCGGACAGAGGCCGCAGGCCGCUUCCACUACAUCCCCUUUGGCGGAGGCGCGCGGAGCUGCAUCGGCAAGGAGCUGGCACAGGCCAUCCUCAAACUGCUGGCCAUCGAGCUGGUCAGCACAGCCCGCUGGGAGCUGGCCACCCCCAGCUACCCCACCAUGCAGACCGUGCCCAUCGUGCACCCUGUCGGUGAUGGGCUGCAGCUCUACUUCCACCCUUUACAGCCCAGCUGCAGCACCAAGGCCUGCCCCAGGGCAUGCUGCCCUGCUCAGCCCCAGCAUUGA